AUGCCUGGGAUUCCGCCUCACCUAGCCGCUGCUGGAUGCCUGGAAUCUUGCCCUAUACCUCUGGCGCCCUUCAGUUCAGCCACAGGUCUCUACGUCCUUCUGCUCCGUGUCCGCACUCUCUGGGCCCUAAAUAUAACGGCGUGGAAAAGGAUUCGGCUUGCAGCUGUCUUCGGUCUGGGAAUACUUGCCUUCGCCGCAAGCAUAGUCCGUCUCGGCAUGACGCACGUCCUCACAAGCAGCCCAGGCGCAACCUGGAACAUAUCCUCAAUUUCUAAAUGGGCAGUUAUCUGCGCUUGUCUGCCCGUUUUACCUGCCUUGCUUGAUAGAUACAGAGAGAAGAACUUUGGCUCCUCGCUUAACAGACUCUGGUCAGGCGGAAGUCGUCGGAGUUACUCCAGCGCCGCGACAGAAUCAGAGGUCAGAUUUUACUGCGCAUACCCCGACAUUAUCUCAAAAAGUAAGGGUCCAAUUUCUUCCACCUCCGACAACCAGCCCCCAGCCAUCUCUUUGGAGCGCCUAUCACCCCAGACAGAAGUGAAUCUUCAUCUCACCAAAAAGAAUAGCUCGCCAGAAGCGGAGCCAUGUCGUGGAGAUGGCGAUAGUGGUGAUUACCGUGCGGGCCGCUCGGCUACAUCAACCUCCUCGACGUCGCAAGUCAUAACUCCACAGCGGAAGACUAUGAUGCAGGCCCGUUUUACAAGGGGUACUGGCAAAUCCAAAUCUGGCUGUGAGAAUUUGCCGACUGCACGGUCAGAGAGUCACCGCAAUCGGAACGAGUUUCGCUCAGUUCAAUACUCCCUAAGCCUAGCCUGGGGCAUGGACCUGGAUUCGGCUUGA
Molecule: messenger RNA, 837 nt
Organism: Aspergillus nidulans FGSC A4
Lineage: Eukaryota; Fungi; Ascomycota; Eurotiomycetes; Eurotiales; Aspergillaceae
Exons: 11
Coding region: 1-837 (278 amino acids)
Cellular component (GO): membrane
Source: RefSeq, a predicted model, not a curated record